Culicoides brevitarsis is the source of this 2766-nucleotide messenger RNA. Its product is annotated as nuclear exosome regulator NRDE2. Gene Ontology annotation, cellular component: catalytic step 2 spliceosome. The record is from RefSeq and is a predicted model, not a curated record. Gene Ontology annotation, molecular function: protein binding. Gene Ontology annotation, biological process: regulatory ncRNA-mediated heterochromatin formation; negative regulation of RNA catabolic process. Lineage: Eukaryota; Metazoa; Arthropoda; Insecta; Diptera; Ceratopogonidae. The transcript is spliced from 2 exons. The coding region runs from base 70 to 2730 and encodes 886 amino acids.
AAAAAUAAUUUAAAAGCAUAAAAAAUUUAAAAUAAAAACCAUUUAAGUUAUUUUCGAGUGUUGAAGAAAAUGUCAUUAUUUCCAGCAUAUAAAGAAAAAGAUGUUCUCGUUGAAGAAACCAUGGUUGCGUCAACAAGUUCCUGGCUGCAAAAUUUCACUUUUGUUCAACAACAAUUAGAUAAUCAAGAUGUAUCAAUCAAAAAAUCAUUUAUUAAUGAUACUGAAAGAGAAAAACAUGUAACUUUACAAAACAAGGAUUCAAUAAGAAAAGAAGGUCGAAAUUGCAUUUUUUUUAUUGAUUGUAAACAACAAAAAAUGUACCAUAGUGUCGAAACGUUAAAACAACCAGGAUGUCCGAAUUACAGAGUUUCUGAUUGUUACAAGUUCCCUAUUCACUCAAAAAGAUCAAAAAACUUUAAACGAUAUUAUGCAGCUGUGAAAAAAAUGAUGAAAAAAGAAGGAGAACUAAUAAAAGAACAUGAAGAUUUGGAGUACUAUGAAAAUUACCUUAAAGCAAACCCAAAUGAUGUGUCUCAUUGGCUAAAAUAUAUACAAUCAAAAGAAAAUAAGAAAACAUCAGAUAUUUUUCAAAAAGAAAAAUCAAAGUUAAAGGUGACAGAAAAAGCUUUGAAGCAUAAUCCAAAAUCUGAACAAUUACUAAUUAAAUAUUUGGAACUGUUGCCAAAAGUGUAUCCCACAGAUGAGGUUCUACAAUUGAUACAAAAUUUAAUUAAGAACGAGCCAAAUAACUUUCAUCAUUGGAAAGCACUGAUUUUUCAUAAACAAACGUCAAUGUCACAAUGCUUCGUCCCCGAAGUCCUACAAGAAUAUAAAAAGUGCAUGCGCACCUUAUUUUCUGUGGUAAAAAAUGACGAAAUUUUCAUGAAAAUUUUUAAGAAUUGUGCUCUAUUUUUACGUCAAUCUGGGCUAUAUGAAAAAUUUUUUUCCAUAAUACAAUUAGUACUUAAUCUUAAUUUCAUAUCAUCAAGAAUAUUUUUACAAAAUAGCAGCCAGAUCGAUACAAAUGUUGAGGAAUAUGAAGAAAUCAUCUUGAAAUCUGGUCUACCAUUGAAUGAAAUUUGGCUUCGUAUAGAGAAACUACGUUCAGCGUAUUAUUUUCUUCCAUGUGUAAUUACUGACCUUCAAAGUGAUCCACAACGAGUUGUAUUGGACGAAGAUAUAUGUGACUUGGCAUUUCCAUUAAUCAAUCAAACACAAAGAUUUCACCUGUUUAUCUUAGUACUCUAUUUGAUGAAAUAUCCAUUUAAUGGAUGUUUAUUUCAUAAUAAUACCAGCAUAUUUUCAGAGGAAGAAUAUGGUAACGAUAACAUUGAAAAUCUUUUAGUCACAUUUUUAGAUGUAAAUCGCGAGCAAACCAUGGAUAAAGUUAUAUUUAACAUCAUAAAUGACCUUCAAGAUCCUCCUACAUACAUCAACAACAAUCUUUCUCAUAAUAUAUAUCGUGACAUGUUAUUUAAUCUAUUAUUGAUAGGUGCAACAUGUUUUACAGAAAAACAAAAUAUGAUUUUGUUUAAAUUAUACAUUCAGCUUGAACGUAUGCUGGCUGUUCUUGAGAAACUUUCUUCAAAUAACUGUACUCUAACAAAUGAAUUUAAAAAAAAUACUAGAUAUCGAAUUAAAAUGGCGAUCAAAAAACUCAAUUAUCAAAAUAACUUGCAGAUAUAUGGUGAUUACGCUUGGUUGAAUUAUGAAAUUGAUGGAUUUUGCGCUGCUGAAAGUAUUUUUAUGAAAAUAAUACAACAAAAUUUCUUGGAUUCGAAUGAGUUCAAUAGUUUAUGUAUCUCUUAUGUAGAACUGUUAAUUUGUGAAUCACAAAAAGAAAAAGCAAUCUGCUUUUUGACUGGGUUCGUUCUUGGAGAAAUAGCCUUUGUUAAAUUUGUUGAUGCGUAUCAAAGUACAAAGAAAUUAUUGGUACAGAAAAAACUUGAAGCUUCUUUGGAAGAAGUUUUGAAGAAUGAGGAUUCAUGUAAUGCAUUUGACAUCGAGGACUAUUUCAUACAAAACAAAGAUUUAGUAACGAUAAAAUCAAAGAUUUAUUACAAAUUUCUAGUGAACUCUGUACAAGAAGUUCUAAUUGAGGUACGGGUCUUGCUAGAGUUUUUUUCACAAAACACUUUAAACCAUAGGUUUUUAAGAGAAAAAAUAUAUGAAAUAGCUACGUUUUUGCAUAAUUCCGAAGGUCGUAAAAAUAAACUAUUUUUACAAUUAAUCGCACAAGGAUUAGUAGAGUUCCCACAAAAUAUAUAUUUUCUUCGGGCUAUUGUUAGUGAUCUUAGCAAAUCCUGGAUGGACAUCAAAAUACCAGUUAUCAAAAAUUCUACGAUUAACUCUGUAAUAUUUCUUAUGAUUGCUUGUAAAUAUCGUUGUGCCAAAUUUGAUGAAUCAAAUGAUUAUGAUGAAGCAUAUAAAAAAAGGAUUUUGAAUUUAAUGGAGAAUUCAACGAACAAGUUUUCUAAAGUCAGACAAAAUGCACUAGUGUGGCGUUUAUACAUGAAAACUCUUUUUGACAAUAAUGAUCCGAAGACUAUGUCAAUGUGUAGACGUGUUUUGUAUGAAGCUCUGGAUAUUUGUCCGUGGCACAAAAGCUUAUAUCUAGAUGGAGCAUUUUUUUAUCCGGAAGAACUAUCACAUUUAUUAGACCUAAUUUUAGAAAAACAAAUAAGGAUUCAUGCUAUUCCUGAAGAAUUAGAAAUCCUUCGAAAAGACUAAUUUUUUUGUAACCAUUUAUUUGUUAUUCAUAUUUUA